AUGGAAGGAGAUAAAUGUUGUUCAAGUUUGUUUCAAAGGUGCAAGCCAUACAUAGCUAUGAUUUGUCUUCAAUUUGGUUUUGCUGGUAUCAAUAUAAUAACAAAAGUAUCGCUCAACCGAGGAAUGAGUCACUAUGUUCUUGUUGUUUAUAGACAUGCUUUUGCUACAACAGCUAUUGCUCCAUUCACUAUAGUUCUUAAGAGGAAGAUAAGGCCAAGGAUUACGUUUCUUAUGUUCAUGCAAAUGUUUGUAUUGGGACUCCUCGGGCCUGUGAUUGAUCAGAAUCUAUACUAUGCUGGGUUGAAAUUCACAUCUCCAACAUACUCUUGUGCUAUUAGUAAUAUUCUCCCUGCAAUGACUUUUGUAAUGGCUGUUAUUUUUCAGAAAUUGGACAUAAAAAAAUUAAGAUGCCAAGUAAAAGUGAUUGGAACUGUAAUCACAGUUGGUGGGGCUAUGGUGAUGACAUUAUACAAAGGACAAGUUAUGAAUAUAUUGGGUUCUCAAUACAUGCAUCAUCCUAGAAACUAUGUACCUGAAAACAAUAGUGAUUCUGGUGAAAAGGAUUGGGUUAAAGGUUCAAUCCUUCUCAUAAUUGCUACCUUUGCUUGGUCUUCUUUCUUCAUCCUCCAGGUAGUGACAUUAAGACAAUAUUCAGCACAACUUUCACUGACAGACAUAGUAUGUUUCUUGGGAACACUUCAAUCAAUAGCAGUUACAUUUGUUAUGGAGCAUAAACCAAAUGUUUGGAACAUUGGUUUGGACAUGAAUUUAUUAGCUGCAGCCUAUGCUGGUAUAAUAUCAUCAGGUCUUACAUAUUAUGUACAAGGAAUUGUGAUGCAAAAGAAAGGACCAGUUUUUGUGACUGCUUUUAGUCCUUUGAUGAUGAUCAUUGUAGCAAUCAUGGCCACUUUCAUCCUUGCUGAAAAAUUUUAUCUUGGAGUUGUUAUUGGAGCAAUUUUGAUCGUAAUAGGACUUUACUCCGUUCUAUGGGGCAAAAAUAAAGAAAACAAAGAGAUUGAAGCGGAAACAAAAACAGAAAGAACGGAGUGUUAUGUAAAAAUUUGGAGGCUGGUUAUGUUAAGGGUAAUUGGGUCUUCUUUUAGGAUGACUGUACAUAUCAGUAUACUGAUUAUUUAG
Molecule: messenger RNA, 1137 nt
Organism: Vicia faba (fava bean)
Lineage: Eukaryota; Viridiplantae; Streptophyta; Magnoliopsida; Fabales; Fabaceae
Source: the annotation of a GenBank genome assembly